This is a messenger RNA of Osmerus eperlanus (European smelt), 1848 nucleotides long. Its product is annotated as protocadherin-8-like. Gene Ontology annotation, cellular component: plasma membrane. The record is from RefSeq and is a predicted model, not a curated record. Bases 1 to 1848 code for a protein of 615 amino acids. Gene Ontology annotation, biological process: homophilic cell-cell adhesion. NCBI's taxonomy places the organism in Eukaryota, Metazoa, Chordata, Actinopteri, Osmeriformes, Osmeridae. The transcript is spliced from 2 exons. Gene Ontology annotation, molecular function: calcium ion binding.
AUGGAAGAGGACGAAAGGGGCACUGAAAUUGGAAUCCUAAAGAAAGACUUGGAAAUUGGUGAAUCUGGAUCGCGUUUUCGAUUCAUCGAGCAACCCAAUAUCUGUUUGAUUAACAUGAGAGAGGUGGAUGGACAGCUGUCGAUAGGUCAACGACUCGACCGAGAGGAACUGUGUCAUCGCUCACCACACUGCAUGCUUCCGCUGGAUGUAGUCGCAAGUUAUAAUGACAGCUUUCACCUAAUUCAUGUGGUGAUUGAAGUCCGGGACAUUAAUGACCACUCACCGUUGUUCCCUGUCACUGACACUUAUAUUGAGGUCAUUGAAAGCGCGUCUUUGGGAACACGGUUCCCCAUAGAAAUAGCCUCGGAUAAAGAUAUUGGCCAAAAUGACAUCCAAAACUACUAUAUUUCAUCUAACAACCAUUUUAAUAUCAAAGAGCAAACGGAUGAAGGCGGAGAUAGAUACGCAUAUCUCAUGAUAGUUACAGAACUGGACAGAGAGACAGAAGACACUUUUACCAUUUUGGUCAUGGCAAUGGAUGGUGGAAGUCCACCCAAGUCUGGUAUACUGACAGUGCACGUCAAAAUAGUAGAUUUUAACGAUAACAGUCCAUCUUUUGUAGACGACUUUGUCAGUGUGGACGUCUAUGAGGAUAGAUUAGUAGGUGUCUUGAUUUCACAGCUAAAUGCAACAGACCCUGACGAGGGCAAGAAUGGUGAAAUCAUGUUUGCGUUUGCAGAACAUACACCUGCAGAUAUUCAAAACAUAUUCACAAUCGAUUCAUUUACAGGGCGUUUGGUUCUCGCUGGAGAGGUUGAUUUUGAGAUAACUCCUUUUUAUGAAUUCAAAAUUAAGGCAUUUGAUUUAGGACUUAACUCUGUGCCAGCCGUGUGCACUGUCAGAAUAAAUAUAUUAGAUGUUAAUGACAACUUCCCCCUCAUUUUUAUAAAACCGUUCGUGUUUGACAAAGUUGUUUACAUUAGCGAGCACGCGGCAGAGGGAAGUUUCGUUGCUGUGAUCAGCACCAUGGACAGCGACUCUGGGUUGAACGGUCAAGUUAGAUGUUUUUUGCAGGGUCAUGAGCAUUUCAGACUCCAGAAGGCCAACGAAAGUAAUACCCACAUUAUAAUGACAACCACACAUUUAGAUAGAGAAACACAGGAUGAAUACAACCUAACUUUUGUGGCAAUGGACUUUGGAACACCACAGCUAAAAACAACGACGGAAUACACAGUCCGAGUGAGUGACGAAAAUGAUAACACCCCUCUUUUCAAUAAAGUAGUCUACGAAGUUUGGGUCGAAGAGAACAACAUUGUGGGGGCAUUUAUAAUGUCUGUGUUGGCGUUUGACCCCGAUCUCGGCCAGAACGCUGACAUUACAUACAAACUAACAGAUGAUCAGUCGAACACAAUUUUCCCUUCAACACAGUAUGUGUCAAUUAAUCCACUGUCAGGGUCGCUAUAUGCACUGGAGACAUUCGAUUAUGAGCAGAUAAAAGACAUCAAAUUGAAAGUACAGGCCAGUGACAGUGGAUACCCAGAGCUAUCAACAACGGCAUUAGUUUGGAUUAGAAUUGUGGACAAGAAUGACUGCCCUCCAGUGAUAACAUAUCCUCGUUUAGUAAAUGGUGUCGCUUUUGCUUUUUGGGCCACUGAUGCGUCUAGUGAUAUCCCAGUGAUGCGGAUCAAAGCGCAGGACGCAGAUGAGGGACUGAAUGCAGAACUGAAGUUCCUUAUCUUGGAGGACGCACGCAAAUUAUUUGCAGUCAAUGAACGGACUGGCAGCCUGUAUCUCCAAGGAAAACAGUGUAACCCCUCUGAGAAAAUACUACAGGAGUCGUCCUGGUAA